Molecule: messenger RNA, 6706 nt
Organism: Carassius auratus (goldfish)
Lineage: Eukaryota; Metazoa; Chordata; Actinopteri; Cypriniformes; Cyprinidae
Product: pleckstrin homology domain-containing family A member 6-like
Source: RefSeq, a predicted model, not a curated record
AAGAGAGCCAGAAUGAGAUAUAGAGGUUGAGCCAGUGAGGGAGAAAGAGAGAGAGAGUGUGUCUGUGUGAAGCUGGCUGGCAACAGCACACAUGCUCAAGGGGAGAAAAGAGGACAGCAAUUAUUGUGUCCAGCACCCUACAGCUCCUGCAAUAAAGGCUCGCUGCUGUCGAUAUAACAAAACUGCUAUUCUCUCCACCUGGCCUCAUCCCACUGAUUUAUAUGAUUGAUCCGGAGGAAAAUGCUGAAGUUCCGCGCGGACCGGCGAGUGAGUCAAAAUGACCCUAAUGGAACAGCUGGACACCAGCAAGUGAUCCAGACACAUCUAGAAGAGAACGGACCUUUGAAACCCUUUCUGAGCUCUGAUUCGGAAAUGAACGGCAAGGCGGUUGGCAGGGGGCCAGUGAACAAAGCCAGUGAAGCAAACAGCAACACCAACAAUCUCAGCAUGGUGUCUGAGACGCCCCCGGACUCCCAGAACUACUCACGGGGCACACGCACACCCACACCCAAGAGAGCAGCCACGUUCGGGAAGCGCUCCAACUCCAUGCGGCGCAACCCCAACGCUGAGGUGGCCCGGCAGGGUUGGCUUCACAAACAGGCAAGCAGUGGUAUGAAACAGUGGAACAAGCGCUGGUUCGUGCUGACAGAUCGAUGUCUCUUCUACUAUAAAGACGAGAAGGAAGAAGUAGUCUUGGGCAGCCUUCCUCUUCUCAGCUUCAAGAUUGGACCAGUCCAGGCAUCAGACAACAUCAACCGCAAGUUUGCCUUUAAGGUGUGGUGUGAAACCAGCGAAGAGGAGCAGAAGGAGGAAGAGGAAAGUGAGGAUUUAAAGGCUAGUAUUGCGUUCUGUUUGCAGGUUGAGCACACAGGAAUUCGUACAUACUUCUUCAGUGCAGACAGUCAGAAAGAGCAAGAGGAGUGGAUCCAAGCCAUGACUGAGGCUGCCAGGGUCCACAUCUCGGCCACAUCCAGAAAUCAAUCUGAGCAUGUCCAUGCAGCAGAACAAAACGACGUAGUAGCCAAACGUCUCGAGCCAAACUCUCAUGCAGAGAACGGCCAGAGGAUAGAUGUUCACGAGCUUAACGGCGUAGAAACCAGAGACGCCAUGCCCAGCACCCCAGUGACCCCAGCUACCUCUUAUAUAGAGGGCAAGAUAGGGGAGAAAGGAGGCCUGGCACCCCAUCACCCCAACGGCUGGGGUACCUAUGGUCCUCCCAACGGUUCAAGAUACCAGUCCCAAGACAACGUGAGGGACAUGCGGGAGCCGCAUGAGGAGAAUGUUGUGAUGCGGAGGGGCUUUGUGCCUAGGACGGCACCGGAGAGACUCGCCCAGAGGAAGAGCUCCAUGACGCAGCUGCAGCAGUGGGUCAACCAGCGGCGGACCACAGUGACUCAGGACGACGGCCGCAGUCCAUCCAGGUACUACACAGUAAACCGCGCUAUGUCACCAGACUGUUACGGUGUGUACAGCGGCCCUCCGUAUGUGGAUGACUAUCCCCUCUACCCACCGGGUGUGCGGCCUGAGAGCAUCUGCUCCAUGUCUGCUGCUUACAACCGACCACCUCCUCACUGGACCAUGGAAGAGAGGAAGCGGUCAUUGCGAGAUGGACCCUUAUAUGGUCAACCCCGAGACCCGCAGUGGAUGAUGGGACCCCACGGUCCUGCCUAUUACCCCCAGUUAGACUCAGCACAGAACUCUAUGAGAGGGCUUUCCAUACAGCCACGCUCACGGUCAGUCCCUCGUUCACCCUCCUCUUCAUCAGGAGGACACUAUUCUCCACACAGCUUCGCCUCACCUGCCCGAUCGCCCAGCGCCAGGUUUGAUCGGGGACCCGGAAGAAUCAGUGAGGAAGGUAUAUAUGCUGACCCCUCAGUGUACGGGCUCCGCAGGUCACUGAGCUCACCCAAGUAUGAUUUCACUGGAGAUCGUCGCUCCUACAGUCAAGGAAUGUACCACUACAACUACCCAGCAUCCCCUUCGGUCCAUAGAAAAAUGGAGGACAUUUUAGACGUGCAGCUUCAGAGGAACCUGGAGUACCUUGAUCAGCAGAUGACAGAUGGUGAUCACCUAAUCGGCAUGGUAACCAGAAUGGUUGAGCGUUCCUCUCCUCGAGCAAAACUAUUUUCACAAGUGCCUCCAUUCCAUGAUGUGUACAGUGACCUUCAUCCCGCACUGAAGCGCAAUGAGAUUGAGACCAGUAAACUUCUGCACGGCUUGUGUGAGCAGAAUCGACUUGUGAGAGAGCAGGAGGCUGUAGUGCAUCGCUUGCGAAUGGAAAAGGACAGCCUAGAGGGGGUGCUGGUGGCCACGCAUCAGGAGAUGGAGCUGUACAGGAACCAGCCGCUGGCCAUGGAGAAACUUCAGCUGAAGAAGGAGAGUCUACAAAACAAGCUGAUUAACAUCAGAGGAGAGCUGUCUCAGGCCUCCAGUGCCCUGACCAGCACCUGUAUGGAGUUUGAGGCACUAGAGGAUGAAGUAAACAGCAUCCACGGGGACUUAUGGGAGCACCUGAAUGCUGGAGGGCAGAGUGAGCUGGUACACAGGCACAUUCAUAAGGAGUUCUGGAGGGUUCAGGAUGUUUUGGAGGGGCUGCACAAGAACAACCCGUCUCGCGGCACGGAUACGGCCAAGCACAGAGCCAGUGGAGCAUCCGGCUCCUUCAGCACAAACAGUCCUGCAAGCCCCUUGAGUUCAGUGAGUCUGACGAGUCCUCUCAGCCCCUUCUCUCCCGUCCCUGGCUCUCAGGUCUCUCCAACUAAACAGCUGGCCACAGAGGAGGUUGGUCCUCCGAGACCUCCACUUCCUAAGUCUUACCAGCCCCUGGAGUCCUCCCAGUCCCCCCCCUCUGUCCCACUCCUGCCCUUAGAAAGCAAUGCCUGGCUGCGCAGCAUGGGCCCCCAUUCAGGCAUCCACCAGGAAGGCUACAAGGACAAUGAAGAUUUCCACAACAGAAAGCAGAACUACAGCUCACAGGGACAAAAGAUCAGCGACUUUGAUACAGAACAAUCCAACCAGAAUAGAGUCGGAAUUAUUCCACCCAGGACCAAGUCGCCUUCAGAAGACAAGAACAAUUCUGAUGGUGUCCAACGGAGAAAUGGGAAGGUGUCCAAUGGUCACAUUUCCAGAGAGAGGCCAAAGAGUGCAGUGUUCCCCGCAGAGGUGAAGUCUAAAAUGAGUGUGGAGGAACAGAACGAGAGGAUACGAAGAAACCAGAGCAACUCCGUCAGAGACAAGAGGCGCAGCCUCAACAUCUCCAGCAACCAGAACACUGAUGGCUACAAAUCUUCUGCUAGCUACAGAGUGGUGCGGAGGAGAGUGACGGCUGAUGAGGUGGUUAUUCAGGAUCUCGAGGCGGCUGUUAGGGGAGAAGGUUUGGAGUCACCCAGGGAAGAAAUUGCUCGUCUGCGACGACAGGUGGAACCUGAACAUUAUGACCUGGAUCUCAACAAAGAGUUGUCCAUGCCGGACAAAGUCUUGAUCCCCGAGCGAUACUUGGAAAAUGAGCCCAGUACACCACUCAGCCCAGAAGAGCUGCGGGAAAAACAGAAGAAAGUUGAAAGAAUCAAGACACUGAUUGCCAAAUCUAACUUGCAGAAUGUGGUGCCAGUGUUGGAUGGGCCAGUGGAGGGACACAGUAACCCAGAGCAGCAGCUUCAGGAGCAGGAGAAACGCAUUGAGAUGUCCUGUGCUCUGGCUGCCGAGGCCUCCCGCCGUAGCCGGCUAAUCUCCGCACAGUGCGUCCCCAGCCCCCCUGCCUCCCCAACCAGCCUGGUCCCUCCCCCUACUGCUGACUACUCUGACUCCUCCCACAUCAUGAAGGUGUGAAGCUCAAGCUCUUGCAGCUGUCAAAUUUGAGGUUGAGCCCUUCUGAGUAUCCAGCAGUCAAAGAAAAGAUCACUGAACACCAAGAACAUUUUGUUUUGCCUCCACCAAACAUUGUAUUUCCUUUGAUUAUUUACCCAACACCAUGCAGAGAAAUAUUUAAAAAUGUUGGGAUGUCUGUGGAGGGCUGUUCACAAGCGAGGUUAUCUGCCUCCACAUCUCCUCACAAUCCUCAUUCGGAGUACGUAACCCACGGCAGAACUUUGAAUUCAAUUAAUCAUCUGCUUUGACUUGAUCUCGGAGGAUGGCAGUAAUAUUACAAAAGCUACAAACUAGCCAGGAGUGGACGAUGUUUACAGAUUCAUAUCUACUCUCAGUCAGAUUACUGACUGGAGUACAUACAGCAGAAUCAUGCUACAAAUGCUGGGUACAGCUGCUCAGGGCGGAUUCUUGCAGACACAAGCACGUUUGCGACAGGACGGAGCAUGACAGAGACCGAGCUGCAAACAGAGGAAAAAAGCCAUGCUUGAGGAAGUUGUGAAAACCAGACUAGGGAAUACAGCAAAGUUGUCAAAGCUCAGUUCAUCUGUUAAACAUCAGAAGAGGGAUUUGGGACCAUUAGUAUGAUAAUGAUCUGUGUUCAGAACUAGCCGCAAUCAACCCCUGAUUUUUGAACAGAACUCUCGGGCUACGCUUACACGACCACGAUGUAGUUAAAAACAGAAAGGUUUUUCCCUUAUGUUUUUAAAAAGUUGAAUGUAUACACAACAUUUAAACAUAUCCGCGAAAAUCGCCAAAAACGCUAUAUUACGUAUGGCAGGCCAGUAGUUGGCGCUGUCACCUUGUUAGUAAACAGUACUUGUAGGGAAGUGAUGUUUAUAUAUUUUAUAUGAUGCUUCUCCGCUGUUGGUUGUAAUAUUGGCGAAGUAAAUCUACACAACAGUACCAUGUGCUCCGGCAUUGUUUUGUAUGUUUGUUUGCGCAUUUAAAAUCGUCACAUACUGCGCAUGUUUGCAUACCUAACACGUACUAUGCACAUGCAUGACGCCAUUGUUUUCAAAGAUUGCAGUAUUGGGUGUUGACACGGAAACGAUAACGGUGGCGUUUUCAAAAAUGUACGUUUUCACUCCCCUAAUCGCCGCUGUCGUGUAAACGAACCGGCGAAACGCAUAAAAAGUUUCCUGUUUUUGGCUGAAAACGUUGUCGUGUAAACGCCCCCUCAGUAGGAGCUUGGAACUGUGGAUGAAUCCGUUGUUGUCUUGAUCCAAAGGAUGUUGUUGAUGAAAGAAGACUUAGCAUUGGGCACUUCUCCUCCAUCAACUUUAAGGCCAGACUCACUGUGACUCCUCCUGGCCUCCUCUUUUUCCACUGUCCUUUCUGGUUUCAAAAUAGGGCUUGAGAACCCCCUUCCCAUCAACACUGCAGUCUCUCAAACCAUUGUCAGGCCUUUAAGUACCAUGUGUAUCUAUUAAUAAAUCAGAUAUAUUGAUAUGACUAUUACUUUAAUCUUUGCAUCAAAGCCAUGUGGACUCGUCAUAGUGCUUUUACUGCUAGGAGAGUACCAAAUAUCGGUACCUUAAAACUUUUGAGCGUGUGUGUUAGAUUAAUAAGAUAAGAAAGCCGAAACAUUGAAAGUGUCCUUAGAGUUGUAAGUCUGCUUGUUGAAACAAUGCGUGUUCAUGCGAGGCCAGCAACUUGCAUCACAGCCUGUACAUACUGAUGUUAAAUUAUGUAACCUGUUGCCCCAAAAGAAUAUCAAAGCCCUUAUUUGUGGAUCGUUGUCCCAUUUGGAGAUUCAUUUGGCUGUUUCUUUUCUGCUGUGACACAGUUUUUGUGUAAAUAUAGAUUAACGUGGAAUGAAAUGGAACAAUAUUUUGGAUUAUUUUUCUAUCACAGGUAAUUACCUCUGUAAUCAAGCAGCUUGCUUAUAAUUUAUCGUAAAGUAAAGAACAAUUUGCCAAACCAUAUAAAUCUCCAGUUUUUUUACUUUGAGGUGAUAUUUCCCCAUAUCGAAACCUCUAAAAUGCCAUGCAAGUUGUUAGCCCAUUCUGUGCUUUCUAAUUGUCUUUUUUUUCAUGUGAAAUUAUUCUGUUUUAACUCUUGACUAAACACUGGCCUCAGCUUGUGUAUGAUCUGUUUUGUGAGAAUUUGUUUGAUGAAAUUGCCAUGUCAUAAUUAUGUCUCUGCAAAAUCAUGUUAUUCUUAUUCCAAAGACAAAAAAUUACCAACAACCUGAAUCACGCUGAUACACAGUGUGUGAUCUGGGAAAGAGAAAAACAAAGAGUAGCAAAUUAUUCAUUGUAACUUUUAAGCAAAAACAGCCCUGAAUGGGAAGACAAAGAUCUAUUUUUUAUCCUUUUUCAGAAAGAGAAAAACAAGAUCAGUGCAUCGCAUAUUUUUAUAUGUACAAAAUGAGGUUUUAAAAUGAUUAAAGAGAGUUUUGAUCUGAUAUAUUAUGGAGAUACUGAUCGAGGCUGAUAUAUUUUUAAUUUAUUGAUCCUUUUAAAGGCCUUGUUUAAAAGUCAUUUUUAAGUGUUAGUUUGUACGUAAUUGGACAAAAUGGUUGCAGUUGGACAGUCAAAGCAGAGAUGUCUAAUAUUUGAUAAUAAAAAAAAAAUUAUAAUAAAAAUUGUAGCAUAUAAACUGGAAUUAACUACAGUAAUUCAAAAUAAGCACAUUGGUCUGUGUAAAUAUGUUUAAAUCAAAACACUGUAUUUCUUCAUAUUUGCCGUAACUAAUGUUAUUUUAAGGGAAAAACGAGUCUGCUUGAGCUAUGCAAAUCAAACAAAAGACUUCAUGUGCUUGCUUUAGAAGUACCCUCAUGCAAUAAAGUGAAUGUAUUUAAAACCUUUUUGUAAUUAAAACUCUUCAUUUAUUCAUA